AUGGAUUUUCUCGAACUUCCUCGAAGUGGCGAACAGCAUAAGUUUUAUUUAAGUUCAUGUGAGUCAGGCGCUGGUAUUGACACACAUGAUUCAAAUAUAUCAUCAAGACAGUCAUCAUUGUCAUCGAAUUCAUCAUUAGAUGUUACUUUACCAACACGACCAUCAUCUAUUCAUACAAAUAUUUUUUUAAAUGUUCUCAAACGUUUACAUUGUCUAACAUUACGUCGCAAAAAAAAUGGUCGAUAUCGUUCACUUACAACAUCAUUACAUCUUUUCUUUAAAAAUCAUAAACAAUUAUCAAACGAUAUAAAUCAAUCAACAAUUGAAUUUUGUAAAUCACCAUCUAGUCCACAAUUUUCAGCUACACAAACAGAUACUGAACAUGUUUAUUUAUCAAAAAAAAACAAUUAUCAUAGUUGCCAACAAUUAUAUCAUACCGGUGAAAACAAAAAAAAUAGAAUUUUAAAUAGUAAAAAUAAUGAUUUUCGAAUACGAAAAUCAUUUACUCAAUGUAUUAGAAAUUCUGAUAAGACAGUCAGUGAAGAUAAUAAUACAAAUACAUUAAGUUCCGUUGAUUUAGCUAUAACACCACAACCAUUUCUACCUUCAUCAAUAACAGAAACAAGUUCAUCAGUUACACCCUUACAACAAUUUACAACUUUCGAUUUAAAAUCUGAUGAAAAUAGUGGUGCCGAAAGUGAAAUUGAAAUUACAAAUAUCACAAAAGAAGGAUGUGAUCGAGCAGAAACAUCACAAUUUGAACUCUUACAAACACUUGGCGCUGGUUCAUUUGGAAAAGUUUUCCUCGUACGUAAAAUUAUUGGUCCCGAUUCAGGUUCACUCUAUGCUAUGAAAGUGCUCACGAAAGCAAGUCUUAAAGUUCGUGAUCGUCAACGAACAAAAAUGGAACGAGAUAUUCUUGCACAAAUUUCACAUCCAUUUAUAGUCAAACUUCAUUAUGCUUUUCAAACUGAAGGCAAAGUUUAUUUAGUCCUUGACUUUUUACGUGGUGGAGAUCUGUUUACACGUUUAUCAAAAGAAGUUAUGUUCACCGAACGAGAUGUACAAUUUUAUUUAGCUGAAUUAGCUUUGGCACUUGAUCAUUUGCAUUCACUUGGUAUUGUUUAUCGUGAUUUAAAACCAGAAAAUAUUCUUCUUGAUACCGAUGGUCAUAUUGCAUUGACUGAUUUUGGUCUAUCAAAAGAAUCAGUACCAACACAAGAUUCAAAAACAUUUUCAUUUUGUGGUACUGUUGAAUAUAUGUCACCUGAAGUUGUUUCACGUAAAGGACAUUCACAUGUUGCUGAUUGGUGGUCAUUUGGUGUACUUGCAUUUGAAAUGAUAACUGGACAUUUACCAUUUCAUGGUGCAAAUCGUAAAGAAACAAUGAAUAUGAUAUUAAAAGCUAAAUUAGCUAUGCCAACAUAUCCAUCAUUAGAAGCACAAAGUUUAUUACGAAUGUUAUUUAAACGUAAUCCAGCUAAUCGGUUGGGUGCUGGACCAGAUGGUUUUCGUAAUAUACAAAAUCAUGCAUUUUUUGAAUCAAUUGAUUGGGAUAAAUUAUAUAAGAAACAAAUUGAACCACCAUUUAUACCACCUAUUCAUUCCGAUUUUGCACAUUACUUUGAUAAAGAAUUUACAUGCAAAACACCAACAGAUUCACCUGGUAUUCCACCAAGUGCUGAUGCUCAUGAAUCAUUCCAUGGUUUUAGUUAUAUUGCACCAGAAUUAAUACAUGCACGUCAAAAUGAUUCAUCAUAUUCAAAUGAUGUUGAAAGACGUUUAAGAUCAAUAAUUGGUGUCAAAUUAACACCAUUUAAAGAUGAAUAUGAUGUAAAAGAAGCUUUAGGACAUGGUAAAACAUCAACAUGUUAUCGUUGUAUUCAUCGACAAACACGUGAAGAAUAUGCUGUUAAAAUAAUAAAAGAUCCAAGUAUGAAUGAUCCAUCCGAUGAAAUUGAAUUAUUAUUUCGUUAUAAUCAAUUACCACAUAUUAUUCGAAUACGUGAUGCUUUUUUUAAUUUACCUACAGUUUAUAUUGUAACAGAAUUAAUGCGUGGUGGUGAAUUAUUUGAUAAAAUUCGUCAAGAAAAAUCUUUAUCCGAACGUGAAAGUGCAAAAAUAAUGUAUGUUAUUAUAAAAACUAUUGAACAAUUACAUCGAAAUUCAAUUGUACAUCGUGAUCUUCAACCUCGUAAUAUAAUGUAUGUUGAUAAAAAUCGUCAACCAUCAGCCUUACGUAUAGUUGAUUUGGGUUUUGCUAAACAACAACGUGCAGAAAAUGGUUUAUUAAUGACACCAUGUUUUACUAAAGAAUAUGCUGCACCAGAAGUUUUAUCAAGAAAAAAAUAUGAUGAAUCUUGUGAUAUAUGGAGUCUUGGCAUACUUUUAUAUACUCUAUUAGCUGGUAAUACACCAUUUGCAUUUGAUCGUAAUGAUUCACAUGAACUUAUUCUUGCACGAACGGCUAAUAAAUUAUCAUUUACUGGACCAACUUGGGAUCGUAUAACAGAUAAUGCAAAAGCACUAGUAAGUGCAAUGCUUGAUGUAGAUCCAAAGAAAAGACCAACAGCAUUAGAACUUUGUAAACAUCCAUGGUUUACUAAUAUGGAUAGUCUUCCGAGCACGAAAUUAAGUAAUAUUCAAGAUUAUAAUCUUGUUCGACACAAUCUUGAUGCUACAUUCAAUGCUAUCAAUACAAAUUCAAACAAAAACUUAAAACUUGGUCCAAUAGGUGAUUCAAAUUUAUUUAAACGACGUAAUGAACGAACUACUCAUCAACAACAAACUGAAAAAAAUGGUCUUAAACCGGAGCCAUAUUAUUGGUAUUUAGAUCAACGUAAAUAUGGCACAUUUCCUCAUGGUGGUUAUGGUCUUGGUCUUGAUCGUUUUAUGACAUGGUUAACAAACCGUUAUCAUAUUCGUGAUGUUUGCUUCUAUCCACGAUUUAUUGGUCGAUGUAAACCAUAA
Messenger RNA from Rotaria sp. Silwood2, 2970 nucleotides. The record is from the annotation of a GenBank genome assembly. Lineage: Eukaryota; Metazoa; Rotifera; Eurotatoria; Philodinida; Philodinidae.